AUGGUGAAGAUCGGAAUCAACGGAUUUGGACGAAUUGGUCGUCUUGUGCUUCGCGCCGCACUCAAGCACAGUGAGGUCGAGGUUGUCGGAGUUAACGAUCCUUUCAUCCCUCUUGACUACAUGCGAUACAUGUUCAUGUACGACUCCACUCACGGUACCUUCCCUGGAACCGUUGAGAUCAAGGACGGUAAGUUGGCCGUUGAUGGAAGCGCUACCACCGUGUUCGACAAACGCGACCCCGCUGAAAUCGACUGGGCCUCAUGUGGCGCCGAGUACGUCGUAGAGUCUACUGGAGUGUUCGCCUCAUUGGAGGGCGCCAGCAAGCACAUGAAGGGAGGAGCCAAGAAGGUUAUCAUCUCUGCUCCCUCUGGAGAUACUCCUAUGUUUGUUAUGGGAGUGAAUCACAAUGAGUACAAGAGCGAUAUGGACAUCGUAUCUAACGCCUCAUGUACCACCAACUGCUUGACACCCCUUGCCAAGGUUAUCCAUGACAACUACGGAAUUGUUGACGGUCUAAUGACCACCGUACACUAG
Molecule: messenger RNA, 534 nt
Organism: Sphaeroforma arctica JP610
Lineage: Eukaryota; Ichthyosporea; Ichthyophonida
Exons: 1
Coding region: 1-534 (177 amino acids)
Molecular function (GO): NAD binding; oxidoreductase activity, acting on the aldehyde or oxo group of donors, NAD or NADP as acceptor
Source: RefSeq, a predicted model, not a curated record